This is a messenger RNA of Monopterus albus (swamp eel), 2658 nucleotides long. RefSeq names its product chromosome unknown C19orf44 homolog (gene cunh19orf44). The record is from RefSeq and is a predicted model, not a curated record. NCBI's taxonomy places the organism in Eukaryota, Metazoa, Chordata, Actinopteri, Synbranchiformes, Synbranchidae. The transcript is spliced from 10 exons. The coding region runs from base 343 to 2484 and encodes 713 amino acids.
UUACAGAGGAAGAAGAAAAAAAGAAAGAAAAGUAAAGAAGAAGAAUCUGUUCCAUGGAUACAAGGCAUGCCAGCGCUAGAAUGGUUGCUAUUCACAAAGCAGGUUGUGACGCUGCGAACAGUUUCAUGUUAAACGCUAGAAAUUCAUGAACGAGUGAUUCUUUGACAAACUUUUAAUUCAAGUUCGCCCUUUGUAGUUAGCUAACUAGCAUGCCUUUAGCUGUCUAACCAAUGCAAGAGAAAACUGUUAGCUAACGUUAUUAUAUUUGCUUAGCUAAUGUUAUCGUUAAGAUAACGUGAAACAUUAAACUUGUAACAUCAUGUAUAGACGUGGAUUAAGUUAAUGGUUACGACAUUAGAAAGUUGUAAGAUGUGGAAACGAGGAGGUCGAAGCUCCGCUCUGGACCGAGCCCAGGUACUGCUGUCCGUGAAGAGGAGCAGUGGAGGAGUCGCCGAGUCCACACGGGGGUCUGCAGCCAAAACACCGGUGCACACGGGUACUACAGGUGUAUCUAUCAACAUCCGUUCUGGUCCCCAAAAUCCCCACGCCCUGUUCUCAGAUCUGAGUGACCUGUCCUCAGUAAGCUCAGCUCCUGAGCAUGGAGCUGACACCGUGGGCUCUGCUGCUCCUGAGAAGAACCAGAGAAGAGACAAGGAUUCUAACAAGGAUCUCAGACCUCACAGCUCUCUGGGAAGAGGAGGGAGUAGGUUCUUAAAGAAGGUUCCACCAGCUGCAAUAAACAGCAGCCAGUCACCUGUCAGCAAGAGCCAAAUGGAGCAGAUGACUGAACCAAGAUAUGCGUCACCUUCCCAGCACAGCUCUCAGACUGCUGUUUUGAACAGACUGGCUCAAAUUGAGAGUCGUAUUCGUAGCCACAAGCAGCCUCACGAACAGGCUAGACAGGGGCCAAAACCUGCCCACACCCUAACCUCAGAGCUGGAAAUCUCCCUGCCACCAGAAGUAGUUUCUCAGUCAAUGGAGGCUUCUGUGCCAGUCUCAGCACAGUCCAGCAGUGACCAGAGCCUGAAGGGGAAACGUUUCCUCAAGAGCAAGGCAGCUGCUGCUUCUGGGUCAUCAAAAGGCCCAGAUGCUGGUGUCAUGUUUAGGCCCAGAGCUGCCAGCGCUGCUGUGCCUUUGGUGGGUUUGAAGACCAAAUCAAUGACAGCAGUGAGUCUGGAAAGUGAUGAAGAGGACAUGAGGAAACUGCUCGGAGAUUUGUCAGAUUCAACAGAUAACAGCUUCUUAAGACAAGAGAAACUCUCUUCCAGGAAACAGCCGAACAAGAUGAUGAGGAAAGGAAGUCACAAGGUCUGCUCCACACCUCCCCCAGCUGCUGUCCCUCCCCCGUCAUCCUCCAACUCAGCACCACCUCACUCCUCCGCCUCUCCUUCUCAUCGCAGUUCUCCUUUUCGAUUCACCGGCCAGGCUCAGGCCCACUUCAGCCCCUCUGUGCUCUCUCCAUCCACCUCUCCCCCUAGUGUCUCCCCAUCUCCUCCAGACACACACAAUUCUCCUCAGAGGACUGGCAGUCCGCGGCGUUCCCUCUCCUCGACGCCCGUGUUUGGCGAGGUACUGUCUCUGGAGGAGCUCUUUCCUGUGGGGCCUGCUUCUGAAGAUGCCCACAGUGAGAUGAGUUUAGUUUCUUCUGAAGAGUUCAAGGUAAAUGUGAUGAUGUUAGACGACCUUGUGCCUGUUGCCGUUGGAUUUACAGAGGAUACACGAGAAAAGGAGAGAGAAGCCAGACACAGUCCCCCUGUUCCUGGGUCCCCGAGCAGAUAUCAGCAGCUAUCAAGACUGAAGGAAGAAGAGCAGCAGCAGCAGGAGGAGGAGGAGGAGGAGGAGGAGAACGUGCUGCACUACCAAAGUGACUUUGAAAGUGCCAGCCAGGUUUCAGAGCACCUGCAAGGAGAUGAAGAAGCAGCAGCAUCGGAGGCUUUGGAUUCAACGUCUCAACAGAAGACAGAGGAUGAUUACUCAUGCACUUUCUCAGACACAAGUAUCUCUGGCACGUCACAGACCUCAGGUCAUAGUCAGAUAGCAAGGUCAUUCAGCAGAAACAGGGGCUCCAGAUCUUCGGUAUCGCAUGGCAGCCGGACCUCGCCUCAGCAGCCAAGGAGGCGUGCUUCAGCCAGAAAGGUUUUAAGAGAGGCAGCAGUACAGACGCAGCCUGGUACCCUGGCCUACCCAUGGUUAACUGGUGAGGCUACAUCUGGCCCUGCACUCUACACAACAUACAUGAAUCCCAUGCCAGUGGCUGCUUAUAUUCUUAGUGCAGAAACAGUGGAAGCUCUCAGCACCUACAAUCCAGCCGUAUAUGUACUCACUGAAAUGCUGAAACAGCAGCUUGCCAUGACAAGGCAGUUCAUUGAAAGCAGCUCCCAUCGUCACUCCAGCCUGGUGCAGAGCCUGGGACCACCAAACUACAGAUACACCACACUGGAGGACACCAAGGAGUACAUCCGUAAGCACCAGCCUUUGAAGUGACAAUGGAGGAAGCCUUACGAGUACAAGGGAGACUACCGCUUUAUGUGACAGCUGGUGCUCUGGCCUGAUUACAGACCAAGAGACAUUUGCCAUUCCUUCAUAUUAAAGCAAGUUUUACACAUGCACAUUUACACUUUCUCUACUAUAGGAAGAAUUAAACUUGCUGUGAAUCAG